Molecule: messenger RNA, 1697 nt
Organism: Amphimedon queenslandica
Lineage: Eukaryota; Metazoa; Porifera; Demospongiae; Haplosclerida; Niphatidae
Product: mini-chromosome maintenance complex-binding protein-like
Exons: 15
Coding region: 32-1645 (537 amino acids)
Biological process (GO): DNA-templated DNA replication
Molecular function (GO): chromatin binding
Source: RefSeq, a predicted model, not a curated record
CACGCACAAUAUUGUACCACACCUAUUAAAUAUGGCGGCUGAUGCGUGCAUUACCCAGCCUCUCUCAAUAAUUGAAGAACAUUUCAGUAGUGGAAGAAUAAAUGAAGUUCCUCAGUAUUUUGAAAGCAGGAAAACCUCUAUUCCAUUACUGACAGAUGGGGCAGUGAAUGGACAGUUGGUUCGAUAUCGUGGUAUGGUACAGGACCAGCUAGACACUGAACUAUAUUUAAAACAAUUUAAAAUAAUUAACAAGGACACUGGAGAUGAGCUGGUUUUAAGUGGAAUGUACAAAGAUAAUGUUGAAAUUCCUGAGGGAUACUGCCUUGAUGAUGAUGAUACUUCUGUUCUUCACGAGGAGGUCCACAGCUAUGUCAUAAUCCCAGUGCCAGGAGAAACCAAAUGGACACAAUCAAUUGGUGGGUGUGGUCAAGGGGACAUGGUACCCACUCUUAGUAGCAACAUGAAGAGGUCGUUGGAUUGUACUGGAACAGAUGAUGAACUCACAACCCAGUCCACUAAGAGACGUAGAAGUACUGAUCCAGUUGCCAAUGGCAACAGCAUUGCUGCCCCUCCCAUUUUAUUAAAUAAUCCGUUGCCAGGGGAAACAAGACCAUCUUGCAUAAUUAAAGUAUAUGAUAAUGAAGAGAUAUUAAUUAAUUCAAUUAUUGAAUUUAUCGGAAUAUUAAGUACUGGUAAUGAUGACUCAGGACCUCUCCUUUAUUGUAUUAAAGCCACACCCCUCACUCACACCAACCCUCUACUCCCUCCAACCAUCAACCAUCAAAAUAUUAUUAAUAUUAUUAAUUUCAAGGAGUGUCGUGAUUCUUUGCUUGAUAUAUUAACUGGGCUAUGUUUAGGAGAUACUACAGCAGCUGAAUAUUUAUUGUUACAUUUAAUAUCAUACGUUAAUAUCAGGACUGAAGUAUUAGCUUUGGGAAAGUUUUGUUUGAAUAUUUCAAAAUGUCCAAAAGAUUUUGCAAAAAAGUUGUUUGGAAUAAUUGAACAAUUGGUAACAAAAGCUCAUUAUCUGCCUCUUGAUUUAUUUAAUUUAAAUUCAUUAAAAUUUGUACCUUCCAAAGAUUACACUGACAAUAGACUCCACACUGGACUCCUCCAACUAUCAAAUGGUACUCAUCUAAUUAUUGAUGAAUUGUGUAUGGAGCAGGGACAGCUUAACGAAUUGGGUGUGGCUAAUAUGAUGUCACUGGGUACAUUGGUACAAUGGCAACACGUUAAUUAUGACUUUAAGUAUCACACACAAUCUUUCAACACUGACAUCCCUGUACUCAUUCUGUCUGAAGGAAGAUCAAUAAUUAAAGCUGAUUAUCAUAUACCAUUGGUGCCUCCUCCAGUUUCUGUUCCUUCAGUUAUUAAUGAGGUCUCUCCUGAUGCGUGGGACAAGUUAAGAGUCUACCUAACAGUUUCUAGAUACAUUAACUACUCCCUUCAGUCUGAUAUACAAAAGAGGCUGGAGGAUGAUUUUGUAUCAAUGAGGAGAUCUGAUGGUGCAACUGGUGAAGUGUUUCAUUCUCUUCUUUCAUUGGCCCGUUAUGUUGCCAUUAGCAAUGGGAACACCUCUCUCUCAAUUGAGGAAUGGGAACAAGCCAAGAGACUCUAUCAUUGGAAGGAGACAAGACUCCAAUAAUUAUCACUUAAUAACUGAUUGAAAAGUUAUCAAAAUAGUUAAUUAAAAGUUA